UCCAGUCUCAGGGAACCACUGCUAAAAAUUACAAUGUCUUCCACCCAUGAUAAAUUAGCGUGAUGAAAGCUACUGGUAAACAGGGGCGGACUGACAACUCAUGGGGCCCCCGGGCAAUAGGGGAUCAUGGGGCCCCUGUGUCCUUGCCCAAACUCAAAAAAGCCUAUGAAAAAAGGUACCAGGGGCAUCUCAUGGGGCCCCCUACUGACCCCAGGCCCUUGGGCAGUGCCCGAGUUUCCAAAUGGUCAGUCCGCCCGUGCUGGUAA
Molecule: messenger RNA, 266 nt
Organism: Staurois parvus
Lineage: Eukaryota; Metazoa; Chordata; Amphibia; Anura; Ranidae
Source: the annotation of a GenBank genome assembly